AUUGGGAAGGGAAACCGGGCGCAUCCCUCGCAUGCAGCUCGCUCCUUCCCCCAUUUGCUCUGUAAUCCUAUUCCAUCAUGUGCAGCUGGAGAAGGGGACGCAACUCAGCCUUCAGGCCUGGGCGGGGUUCUUGUCGUUUUAUCUUCUCUUUUUCUCUUCUCUUCGCUGCUUUUCUUCCUCCCCCCCUUUCCGUCUCCCAGGCCUGGUGAGGUCAGCUCAUGAAUAUUACUUCAUUUUCCUGAGCGGCUCUGGCAGCGCCGGGUACCUCGUGUACGGGUGCUCGUCUCUCCGUUGCAUGCAUUUUGCUAGCCCGGCGGCAGACAAAGUGGUGCUCUCAGGGCGGCGGCGGAGGAGGAGAAGGCGGAGGACGCCGCCGGUGAUGGACGUCUACCCGAGAUAGCCGCCGCCAUGAGCCAGCCGCCUGCAGGGGGCGCCGCCGCCGAGCCUCGCCUCCACCCCGAGGGCAGCAGCGGCAGGAAGCAGCAGCGAGCCUCCUCCCCGGCCAGGGCCCGCGACACCCCGCCGCGACCGCCGCCCGCCGCCACCACCGCCGCCGCCUCCCGCGCUCCGCCCGCCGCCACCGCCAAGGCCGCCUCGGGGCGGCCACCGCCGGGCCAGGCCCCCCGAGCCGCCCGCGGCCGCACCGCCGACAAGCCCACGCGCGGGGCCGCGCCGCCGGGAGCUGUCCACCCCUGCGCCGGUGCUGAAUCGCCGUCCGCCGCCGGCGGGAAGGCGGUCGCCGAGGAGCCGCCGCGCACCGCCGAGCCCGCAGCCCCACGGACCGCCGAGGAGGCGCCCCCUGCAGGAGGCGGCGGCGGCGGGGGGGAGCGGGAGGGGGCGGUGGCGCCGCAGCCGCCGCCGCCGCCGCCGCCCAAGCAGUGGCGGGGGAAAGCGGGGCGGUCUCCGCUGAAGGGCGCUGGGGAGGCGGCCCCGGCGCCUCCAUCUUCCUCGGGUGCGGGGAAGGGCCGCGGGGCGGCGGGCGGCGGCGGGUACUGGAAGGAGGGAUGCCUGCAGAGUGAGCUCAUCCAGUUCCACCUCAGGAAAGGGCUGGCGGCGGCCGCCCAGAUGCAAACCAAGGGCAGCAACCACAGCAGCAGCGGCAGCGCUUCCUCCGCCUCCUCCUCCGCGGCUGCCGCCCCGGCCGAGUCUCCCCCGGCCGCCUCCGCCUCCUCGCCUUCUGCCAUGGCGGCGGCCGGCGCGGAGGGGCUGCGGCAGGGCGAGGCGGGCGGCGGCGGCAGGAGUGGCGCCCCCGAGGGCGCCCUGAGCCCGCAGCUGCAGGAGGAGAUGCAGGAAGAGAUGGAGAAGCUGCGGGAGGAGAACGAGAGCCUCAAGAACGAAAUAGAUGAGCUGAGGACAGAGAUGGACGAGAUGAGGGACAGUUUCUUUGAGGAGGAUGCCUGCCAGCUUCAGGAAAUGCGCCACGAACUGGAGCGAGCCAACAAGAACUGCCGGAUCCUUCAGUACCGGCUGCGCAAAGCUGAGCGCAAGAGGCUCCGCUACGCCCAGACCGGCGAGAUUGAUGGCGAGCUCCUGCGCAGCAUGGAGCAGGACCUCAAGGUUGCAAAAGAUGUUUCGGUGAGACUUCAUCACGAGUUGGAAAACGUGGAAGAAAAACGUACUGUAACAGAAGAUGAAAAUGAAAAGUUAAGACAGCAGCUUAUAGAAGUUGAAAUUGCCAAACAAGCACUACAGAAUGAACUGGAAAAAAUGAAAGAGCAAUCACUCAAAAGAAGAGGGAGCAAAGACCUACCAAAAUCAGAAAAAAAGUCACAGCAGACACCAACAGAGGAGGACAAUGAAGACCUGAAAUGCCAGCUACAGUUUGUCAAAGAAGAAGCAGCCUUGAUGAGGAAGAAAAUGGCUAAAAUUGAUAAAGAAAAAGACAGAUUUGAACAUGAGCUGCAAAAAUAUAGAUCGUUUUAUGGGGAUUUGGACAGUCCCUUGCCAAAAGGUGAAGCAGGUGGGCCACCUACCACAAGAGAAGCUGAACUCAAGCUUCGAUUGAGACUUGUGGAGGAGGAAGCUAACAUUCUCGGGAGGAAAAUAGUUGAACUAGAAGUAGAAAAUAGAGGAUUGAAAGCAGAGCUUGAUGAUUUAAGAGGAGAUGAUUUCUCGGGGACCUCUAACCCACUCCUGGGAGAGCAGAGUGAAUCCCUGUCAGAAUUACGACAGCAUUUGCAACUAGUAGAAGAUGAAACAGAAUUGCUGAGGAGAAAUUUGGCUGAUUUGGAAGAACAAAACAAGCGCAUAACAGCUGAGCUGAACAAGUACAAGUACAAGUCUGGAGCCCAUGAGAGCUCUAGGCACCAUGAUAAUGCCAAGACAGAAGCAUUACAGGAGGAGCUAAAAGCUGCACGAAUGCAGAUCAACGAGCUGAGUGGCAAAGUCAUGCAACUCCAGUAUGAGAACAGAGUCUUAAUGUCCAACAUGCAACGCUAUGACUUGGCCUCUCAUCUUGGGAUCCGUGGCAGUCCCAGAGACAGUGAUGCGGAAAGCGAUGCAGGAAAAAAAGAGAGUGAUGAUGAUUCCCGCCCUCCUCACCGCAAAAGGGAAGGCCCCAUCGGUGGGGAAAGUGACUCUGAAGAGGUACGCAACAUUCGGUGCCUGACACCCACGAGGUCUUUUUAUCCGACAGCAUCUGGGUGGCAAAAAAACUUCACUGACAGGCAGCAGAUGAAGGACAUUCGCUCUGAAGCUGAGCGGCUGGGCAAGACAAUAGAUCGCUUAAUUUCUGACACAAGCACCAUCAUAACGGAGGCGAGAAUUUAUGUAGCUAAUGGGGACCUCUUUGGACUGAUGGAUGAGGAAGAUGAUGGCAGCAGAAUACGCGAGCAUGAGCUUCUUUACCGGAUCAAUGCACAGAUGAAGGCCUUCAGGAAAGAGCUGCAGGCUUUCAUCGACAGACUGGAAGUUCCGAAGUCUUCGGACGACCGAAGUGCAGAUGAACCUUUGUCAGUGAGUCAGAUGUUCCAGCCUAUCAUUUUACUUAUUCUCAUCCUUGUAUUAUUUUCAUCCCUUUCAUACACAACAAUAUUUAAACUUGUCUUCCUUUUUACACUGUUUUUUGUACUGUAAGCCAUUCAUCAUUUACUGUUCAUUGUAGUAUUAUUUUCAGUUUGUUUAUUUUGUCCAUCCUCCAAGAUAAGACGUGCAAGAGACAUAGUUUCUGUAAUAGCCACUGCUGUAAAAACACUGAAGACUACUUGUUUACCAAAACCAAACCAAACCAAAAAAAACCCCUGGAAGAACCAUACCAAAAAGUCACCCAGUUUGAAUAGGAAACCCUCUCACCAUGGUGUUCCAGGCUUUAAAGACUGGACUGCACUAUAAAACCCAAAAAUGUCCUGGACUUGGAGUUGUUUACACAAAAUAUGAGGAGAUAUUAAGUUACAGAGCUGGGGGUUGGAAGAGAUGGCUUUAAAACCAUCCUCCGUGCACUGACGUCACGUGGAAGCCAGCUGCUGGGAUGAUGCUGAACGGAACUGUUUUUCAGUUUGCAAAAGUUGCGGACUUAUUCAAAGAGAGUUGCAAAUGCUGCCCCAGUUGGAAGGUUGUGUCUUGCUCAGCUUUCUUAUUUCUUUUAAAGAUCAAGAUUCGCAGAACUGGAUCCCAGCUAGCUAUGCAUUUCAUUGCUUUCACUGCUGUUUAGAAAUGGACUGAAAGACUUCUAAGGGAUUUCAUAUUCCAUGAAAGGAAACAUUCAGGGGAGAAAGAGAAAAAGCAGAGCUAUCUUCUUGCUGUUAAACAGACUGUAGCCAUGGACCUGAGUAAACAACUGGAGAAUACUGAGAGGAACUGGAAUAAAGAGAAGAUGGAAUUGCUGGAGAGAUUUGACAAUGAAAGGAAAGAAUGGGAAUGUCAAUGGAAGGUUAUGCAGAAGAAAAUAGAAGAGCUUUACCAGGAGGUAAAACUUAGAAGGGAGAGCAAUAUGAACUUCCAUGAUAAUAAGGCCAUUCAGAGCAAGAUGCUGCAGCUGUCCUUGCAUUCCCCUCCUUUGGAAGAGAGUGACACAGUGGAGCUGAACUAUCAACACAACGUUGCAAAUGACAGGAUGGAAAAAGGAAGUUUGCUCAGUAAAACAGGACAUGAAUGUAAAGAAACCAGAGCCAAGAAUGGAAAUAAUACUCUGUUAAUGAACAGUCUGGCCUUUGAGAACUGUCACGAACCUGAAGACAGCCUCAGCAUCAAAACUUCCAAGAAAAAUGCCAAGAAUUACAUUGGUGAUCUCAAUAUUGCUCUCAAAGAACUUGCCAGAGUCAGUGAAGAAUUAUGCAGCUAUCAAGAGGAAAUUCGAAAGAAGUCCAACCACAGAAGAAUGAAGUCACUUCCUUUCCUGGGGGAAUUUGAGGAAACCCAAAGCACAGUUAUUCUGCCUGAGAUGAACCAUGUGUCCAGCAAUGAAUCACAGACUUCAGUUGCUUUUGAAACAGAGGAACAUAAUAAUAGGAAGAAUCUGAUGAGCUCCACCAAGGCUUUGAAGGACAUGUCUUAUGGUGUUCUUACUGGUGACAGAGGAACAGACUUCAGAUCUUGGCAAAAGAAAGAAGCUCCACCAGUUCCUCCACGAAGUACUUCUCGGCACCUAACAAACUCACUUUCUGCAGUUGUACAGCUUUCUGAAGCUCCAAUAAGAGACACAGGCAUCAAAAGCAAUUGCAAGGCUCAGGACUGUUGGAGUGGAGGGAAACUGAUGAAUCCUUCACCUAUAAACCAGAAUGAAACUGCAGCAGCCUUUGCAAAUGAAGGGCAGGCUGUGAAAGGUCCUGUGAUGGCAACUGCUGCAAUAUGUGUAGCCAAAAAUGAGUGCAAUGUACCAACGAGUUUCUGCCACAACACAUGGGCAUAUGAUGUGGGCAAACUUGGAAAAGACAAUAGAAGUGAACCUUCCCCACUGUCAGCCCAUAAGAGUUGUUCAGAUGGAAAUAUGGCCCAUAGCAACAAGAUGCACCAGAAACAAAAUCCCAAGUCUCACAGCAGCCCUUAUUACAGUAAUGGCUUUUAUGCCCCUUCUACCCUGCACAAUGAUCUUUUGGAAGACUCUAGGUAUACUUCGGGAAAGACCCAGAGAAAUGAAACUUUAGCAGCAAAGAUUGAUGAGUUUAACCGGACUGUAUUUCACACGGAUAAACGUAACAAUGCUUUGCAAGCAAACCAGGUGCCUCAAACAGCAUCAGAAGAUCACAAACCCUGCAGCCCACUGUGUGACUCUGCUAUUAGCAGGACAGAAACUCUAAAUACAUCUUGUGUUUCAAAUCCCAAAUUCUCUGCAGCAAAAGAGCAAGAGACUGGCAACCCUAGCGAAGCUGUCAGAACAGCAGGGCAACAAAAGCCAAUAAAUGGACUUCCAAAUACUAGUGGUUAUAGGCACAUGCUUCACGAGCAUGACUGGAGACCAAGUAAUUUAUCCGGUCGCCCGCGGUCAGCUGACUCAAGGUCGAACUAUGGUGUUGUUGAAAAGCUUUUGAAGAACUAUGAAAAAUCAACAGCGACUUCUCUGUGUAGUGCAAAAUGCUGCAAAGAGCAGUGGACACGAGCAAAUUCUGAAUUCACCGAUGGGGAUUGUGAGACAUUGAGUCAGUAUUUAGAAAUGCUCCAGAUUGAGCAAGGAAAGCAAGAAUUUCCGAGGAAUUCAGCCAGGCAUAUUGGGCAGCAAGUCAAGCAAGGAAAAGAGAGGCAGAAGUUACGAGAGAUCUCUGUGCCAGCUAAGUGUUCAAGCGGGAAGGGUUUCUCCCGGCCUGCUCGGCCAGCAAAUCGACGCUUACCUUCCAGAUGGGCAUCCAGAUCACCAUCAGCACCACCUGCUGUGAGAAGAACGGCAUAUAACUGCUCUAUCUCUUUGCGGUCAGAGACCUCAGUAGUCUGAACACGGAGCUGGGUGGGAUGGUGUUGGGAAAGCUCUACGCCUCCUUGUAACUGUGUUCGGUAUGUGUUAUAGCAACCAGCUCUACACUGUUGUAUCUUGUCCAAGAGUGACCCCCACCACAUGCCGGACAAAGCGUUUUGAAUCUUAGAUCAUCAUCACCAUGGUCUUCAGUGUUUUUAUUGAGACAAAAUAACUAUAACCCUGGUUUUCUCUUUUGGUUUUUUUUUUUUGGUAAUAGCUCACAAGGAAUUUCUUUUAAAUAGCAUCUUCCUUAAUUUGCCAAUCAAUUUUGAGUUGAAACAAUGUAUAGUGCUGUAUAUUCUGACUCUUCUGCAAACAGCAGAACAUAAAGCUGUAUGCAUGAUCAUGUGUUUGUAGGUGCAUGUGUUGGACUAGGAAGUAGACAGGUCUGUAUUUAGAAGAGACAAACUGUGCUAGUGUUGACAUUGAAAUUACAACCUAUAUGCCUACAUAUAUAUACUUUGUGUUCAUUUUAAAAAGUUUGAAAUAUACAGUCCUGAUGACAUUUAUAUUUUGUAUAUCUUUUACAUAGGUUCACAGGUGUAGUAUUUAAUGUACAAAACCUAAAUAUGCAUUUUUGUGAUUGAUUGCAGCGAUAAUGCCUUGCACAAUAUGUAUCUGAAGCAGACUAGCUAGACUGAUCUGUCAGUCAUGCUUCAUGGCAUCCUCCUUCGGUUUCCUAACCUUUAUGAUGCUAGGUCAAAAUACCCAAACAUAUUUUUUCUGAAUUAAAAUAAUAUAUAAUUUGUAAUACAUUAGCCUUUUUCAGCACCAGAGACAUUUCUGAGGUUCCAAUCCCUUUCAAAAGCUUAAAUGUGCCAUUAUAUAUAUAGCAUACUGUAAACACUUUGGUAGUUUCAACUAGUGUAACAUACAAUUAAGGAAGGGAAGAAAAGGGUUGUAUAUGCUCAAUUCUGUGGAACUUAUUUUUCCUUCUAGCAUUAUACUUUGAGGUUUGGCAAAGUCAGAUAACAAUGGACUUAUUUACCUCCAUCAAAGCAGGAGAACAAGGACCGUUGUUCCCAGUGCUGCAGCCACACUCCUUUUUUACUCUUCUAGACUAGAGUGCCUGAGCCGCUUGCUAAUUUACUGCUCCCAGGCUGACUCGUGGCAGCCAGUUACAAAGUUUACUUGCACUCUGGCAACAAGCCGCAUCUAGUACGGAAAUAUUGCAUCGAGGUAUGAUCACAAUGGUGCCCGAAAUCCUAGACACAUGGCGUUGGAAGUUAUGUUUUUGCCAUCACUUGACUUUGUAUUAUAGGCCGUCUGAAUGAUGUGCACAGAGCCUGGCUUGUUCCUUCCUUGGCUUGUGAAUGAAAUAUGGAUGCUACCCAGACUCUUGCUGAACUUUUCAGAAAGACAAUGUCCCUCAUCCUCGAAUUUUUUUUCUAGGCUGUUGCUGGAUGCAUAGUGCAGUAAUGAUGGUAAAUGUUACCUUUAAACAGCAUGUCUAGGUUAAAAGGAGUAAAGAGGCACUUCAACAUCAGCCUGAUCUUGUCUUGAAACUUUUCUUCUUCUCCUGGGGAAACAUACUGUGUUCAAAGGAACUUAAAAAAUCACCCCAGGAUCCAUUAAUGUGCACAUCUUCUUCUGUGACUGUAAAAAGGAUUUCAGAGAGAGUGUAGGCUUUUGUCCUAGUGAAUUGUAUAUGUGGUAAUAUAGGGAAAAUUAAUUGUGCUUAAUUUGAUAGUGAUCUAUUGUCCUAUUCCGGUCAUCUCGAGAAUCCACGCCUCUUUCCUUCCUUUUAGGGCCUUAUUCUUCUUUCCUCUGCACAACUUUGAUUUUGCAGAGAGAGAAAACAGGAGGCCAUGUGUUCUGAGCAAUAUAGCCUGUAUGGUAGCAUCGGUAACUCUUCAGGCAUGCCAGUAUUGGUGCGAGCAGGCAUUAGAACCAUAAAUCCCACCUUAUCAUGCCACUGAGGCUGCCUGCAUGGGAAAAUCAUGCUCAGAGUAAUUUGCCCAGUCUAGGUUCUGGUCCUUUCUAGGUGUCAGUGGUGGGAAAAUCCCACAACAAUAUAUGAAGGCUUCAAACAGAUCAACAAUUCACCAAAUUUUUCUCAGGCAUUAUUGCAAAGUUAUUACUGGAAAAGAUACAAGGACAGAAAAUCUUGAAGAAAAUAUUAAAGAAAAUUUAUACAGUUUGGAUGGAGGCAAAAAUCCAUGUGCCUGAGUGAAAAAUCAGGAGUACUAGAAAUUUGCCUGUUUGCCCUAAUUUAGAGAUUGCACUCCAUUAACUUCCUUAGAACUAGAAAAAUUAAAGAUGAUUCACAGCGAAUUUGGAACAUGGCUUAAGAUUGUAGAUAACUGUGGAAAUUAGCAAACCAAAAAGCCUUGCAAAUUGACCUUCUAAAUGCCUAAGUAUCUGAGCAGCUUUAAAUGCCAAAGGCUGAUGAAAGGGUAAUAUGAGAGAAUUGUAAAACAAUAUGAUUCUUAAUUUCAGUCAGAGUUUACUGCAAUAAAACUUCUUUAAAUUACCUUCAUGGUAAAGCUAAGCAGUUUUCUUCUGAAAAAUGGUGGUGCACUUAUGUUUGAAGUAUGCAACUAUGAAAGUGUUUCCCCUGAUUAGUCAGUGAAGGUGUUUCUUUAGUUCCCUUCAGUUUUUUUGAUUGCCUUUGACAUAUAUCACAUUGUUGAAUACCAGAGAAAGGAUCAAAGAUCUACAACAUUCCCUGAUGUAUGUAAGUUUAAUGAACAGAAGGUUUUUGAAAUAAACUAAUAGGUCAAGGACAAGUCCAUUUUGUCGAGAUUUUCUGUGUCCAUCUAAUUACAGACAUUGGUACUGAUACUUAUCAGUAUCUGAUACUGAUAAGUAUCAAAACUCCUGAUUUUGGUCUGCAGGUGGCUAGUUGGAUAUGCCAAUGUCAGAAAAUUGCCAUCAACACUGCUCAAAUGUUUUCUUCAGCUGUACCUGUAACAGGGCUAGUGCACUGUGGUGAUUUUUUUUAGUUCCCAGAACCGUGAUUACUGAACCAUGAUAAUGGCUUAAUUGCACUUACUUGCUACGGGGGGGGGAAGAGCUCUGUUGGACUUUCAGGUUCCCCCAUGUUAUCUCUGACAAGGAAAUGUAGUUACCUUAGAAGCUCUGAAGCAAGAGACACACACACACACACACUCUCAUGCAAGAACCACAAAUGACUUGACCUUUCUACCAAUACUUGACUAAGUAUGACUUGGCCUUUCUACCAAUCCUAAUGUCACCUAUGGAAGCGGUGAGUUUUAUAAGCCUGUUUUUAAAACAGGUUUUUAAUAUUAUUCCUCCCUAUUAUAUGCUGUCUAAAGUUUUAAUGCAGAUAUAGGUUCUUCUCACUUGUGCUCUGAACAAAUCUAAGACUCUCUUUAUUGCAUGUUUAUGGGCUUUAGUCCUGAAAUAAAUGCAAAACUCCCUGCACACAGCCAGCUGCCCAUUGAAACGGGGAUGUCACUAGGAAUCAGCUGGCUGGUACUUAGUUGAAAGGAAGCAUCAUUCUCCCUCACAUUGGGAAAUGGAGCCAUAAUCUUUUGCUGAGACACUUCUAGGCAGGAGUGUGGCAGGGUAGAAACACACAGAGAGAAGUCAGUUAGACCUUAUCUACAUAUGCAACAUAGGCCAUGUGAAGGCUAGAAAGCUGGCCUGACUGAUCCUCUCUAAAGACAGAAGGAGUAGAGGAAAAAAAAUUUCCUUCAAAUCCUCUGGAUAUCAUUCCUUAAACUCAGAGUAGAUUUCCACUAAAUAGACUUUCCGCUUUCCAGUGUUAGUGACAGACUUCUUAUGUAUCAUUAAAGUGUUGCUGGAGGGAUGAACUUUGAUUGUUCUCCAGCAACAACACAAUUAUCUUUCACUAUUACACAUACUGUAAGGGAGCUAGCUGUUACGUGUAGCCAAGAAUUGGCAACCAGUAUAACAUAAUUUCCCAGAGUAUUCAAAGCAUCAAUUUAUUUCUCCAGUUCUCUAUUUGAAAAAUUAUUUCUGUAAAUAGGGAUUUUUUUAUCCAGAUGGCUUCAACAGCAUUUUAGCAAAGAACUGCAGCAACACAGCAGGCAGGCCACUUCCCUUAGAGUUUUGUUAUAUUUGGACCAAGUCUAAAUUUCCUAGCAUGCAAGAAGUUACGCAAUUCUCACAGUGCUGCUAUGAAAAGAAUUUCUUUGGCUUUGAAAUCUGUAACAUACAGCUCUAGCCAUUAUACUGCUGAUAUUCUCUAUUGGACUAAUCUGUAAUGGUGUCUUUGGUUGUGUACAUGCUCUUUAAACUGGAAGGCAGAAUGCGUUUGCUCUAAAUGCACUAAAUCAAAACCCGUUGUUGCCUCUGGCCUUUCCACCCUUCCUCAGUUCCCAGUGGGUGUAUUUUUUUAUGUGGUUUAUGGGCAUUGGUCUCUAUGUCCUAUGACAUGCCAUCUCAUAGGACUUUCUACCCGUACCACAGUCAAAAUACUUUUUGGAUAGCCUAUUCUAAAAAAUGCUGAGAUUUCUAUUGCCAUCUACAAAUAUAUUAGAUUUCUAUCUAUUGUUUUGCAUCAAUGAAAACGCACUUUCUUCAUUAGCUGUUAGUGGCAUAGAUUAUACAAAAUAUGUUCUUGUUUUUUGAAAUUAUGAUUAAUCUGCAUCAGAGGUUUGCUCAUACCCCCCUCCUUCACACCUUUUCUGUUUUGCAAAGUGCUUGCAUCAGCAGAGAUGUGUUUCUGAUGUGUAUGGUUGAUCCGCUACUGUGUGGCUAUGGGAGCUCAUACCUAAGGGUGCCUUGCUCUAAAAUGAACUGCAUCAGAAUUUCCAUGGGGUAAGAGAGAUCAAAACCUCAAUAUGAUCAAAGUGAAAGUGUGCAAAAUAAAAAUCAGAAAGAAAAGAAGAAUCAAAGAGGAGGAUGCAACGCUUGUAGUUAAUGUCGUGGCUAGUUCUUUGCUUCUAAUGGAAGCUCCUCUGCGCUGCCUACUUCAUACCACCUGAAACCUUCAGUAGUGUACUAUCUUUUUUCAAUCAGCAUAUUUGUAUAAGCUUUUCCUACGCUCUGAGCCCGUAAUAGCAAGAGGUACUGAAAGUCUGAUGUUAGUAAUGCCAGAUUAACACCAGUCCUUCCUCUUCCCACAUCUGAUGGCAUGGUGGUUAUUGAAGAAUGCUUAAGUUUCAGUUGUUAAUCCUUUCUGUGGCAGCAGACAGUUUUACAAGGAGAUGCAUGAUGGUGCUCACAGCAUGAACGUGGAAUGCACAACAUAUUGUGUCUUCCACCCACACUGGAUUCCCAGCACUUCAUAAGGGCACACUCUGUCAUGCUGCUGAAAUGGGGAGAUUCCUGGAAGAUAAAUGUGAACCAGCCUUGGGCUUGAGUACAGCAAGAGUACAGAUACUUCAGAUACAGAUACUCUGGUUGUGCCAGGCAGCGUGUCUAGAAUGCGAGCAACUUCAGUCCUCACUGCAGGAUGUUUUCUACCAGACUGGGAUAAAAGUACAAUCUUAUGGUCUUUUCUGGACGAAUGGAUGGUUUUCACCACAGUGUGACAAAAUUACAGUCUUAUGCUCUUUUGCAGAGGGAUGCCCUUUUCUAGAGACAGCUGGGCAUCAAAGGAGAAAUAGAACCUGUCCUAGGAUGGGGCAUUUCCUGAAUUUGGUUAAGAUCAAUUUCAUGCUCUGUUAAAUCCCUUGCCACUUCUGAGAUACAAGGAAAACUGAGGGGAAAAAAAAAAGGGGGGAAAUGUAAGUGCAAUAUAUGAAUUAGCAUUUAUUCUUACACUUUUCCUGGUACCUAUCCAGGAGCAUCUGGUUUAUGCCUUUUCUCUCAUAACUGCAGUCUACAACAUUUCUGUUUAAGGGUCCAGAUUUUGAUUGCUCCUAGUGAUGCAUGUUUCCCUGUGUAUGGCCAAGAUUCACUGAAAAAUGACACUGUAUGGGAGGGCCCAUACAUCUUAUACUUUUAAAUCAUAUUAUAUAAUAUGCGAGUCCCAAAUAUACUGCUCUAUUGCAUGAGAUAAUGUUUCCCUUUACUAUAGAGUAGAUGUGAUCCCAAUAUGAAUGGGGGGAAGAGAGUAGGCACUGCACAGAUAUGUCUAAGGCAUAUAAUACAAGUAAGCAAGAUGUACUGGCUAGUAUUAAUGGGCGAGCUAAUAUACCUUGGCUAGUCACCCCCGCAAAGCCAGAUGUUCCUUAAUAUUUGGUCUCAGUUGAUUCAUAGGCUUCUACUAACUUGCUAGCAUGUCACAGGGAUCUUAAUGUUAAGGAGUCUCCUUUUGAUUGCCCCUCCAACUGGAGGUAUGCAACAGCCGGUGGCAAAUGUGCCUGCGUAGUCCUUUGCCAGUGCCCCUCAGAUUUUCCUGAAGUGUGGCUAGAAGAAUUUCUGAACCACACUCACAGUAGAAAACGACUUCCACUGAAGAAAAUGGCACACAUUUGUGAACUUUGCAAACAUGACACUGACAGAUGGCAUGGCGACACAGAAAAUCAUACAGAGUUUUACUUCUACAUUACGAGAUACCUUCAGCAGGUCAGCUAUUCUUGUACCAGACAUGAUGUAGAGCUGCUUAAAAUAUUAUUGAUGGAAGUGUAUAUAUAUGGUCUGCUUGUUUCUUUGCAGAAUCUUUCUAGUUUCCACAGAGAUAUUCUGAUUGCUUUGAGAGUUUGGGGUAUUAUUUUUUUUCCCCCAAAUUCACCUGGAGGCAGUUGAGCUACCCAAGCUAUUGCUGGUAAGAAGUUACACAGGGAGUUCUUCUGAAACUGAAUUGUCUACUUGGAGAAGUAGCUGUCUACCAAAGGUGGUAAGAUGUUCAUAAGCUGGCUUGUACGCUGUGACAUCUCCUUUGUGUGUGUGUGUAUAUACACACAUAUACAUAUAUAUGAUACAUCUUAGGAACUUUUUCCUCCAGCAGCUGUUUUUGCUGUAAGACACCAUUUACUCUGCAUAUGAGCACCGCAGUCAGAUACAAAGUACAUACAGAAAAAUUAUGUCUAAUAUUGUAUGCAGACAGACUCCUCCCAAAGGACAGUACUGCAGUGCUUUACAUUAAAAACAGCAUGUGACUUGAUGGGAUCGAGCAGUUUCUGAAAGCCCGUUUUCAUAUAAAUAAAUGCAAUAAAAUCUUACAAUGAAAAGAAAAAAUAGAAAUGUGCUUAUGCAUCUCACCUUUUCCUUCCAUAUAUUAUUAGCCUACCUUACAGCUCCUAUUCUGAUUUUGUCUCUUGUACUGCAUAAAAAGAGAAGAAAAGAAAUAAAAAAAAGUGAAAAUAGAGAUAGUCAGAAAAAUCCUCUAUCUUACACACUGCAAAACGACUGGUGCUGGUCUCCCUGUACAUGGGUAUGAGACUUCGACAGCUGAAGAUAAAACAGUAUUGACCCUGCAGAAAAGCUGACUUUCCAUUUCUUCUCUCUGUAGUUUUACUCCUUCCUUUCCUCUCCCAUCAGGAGGUUAAGUUUCAACCACCCAAGGAGAAGAGAAAUAGGCCUGGUAAAAAUAGCUGCCUGGAAGCUUCUCUUCACCUUCCAGCUUCAUUUCUGUGGGUCUCCAGACCUGCACAGCACAUGAUGUUUCCAUGGACCAGCUCUGAGAAGGCAGGGAAAGGUGCCUUUUGCAGUCUUUCUGCAACAAGCACUAAAGCAGCCAGUUUAGGGCUGAAUAAUUUUACAGGAGGUUUUUUUGCUGUUGUAGUUGUGGAGAAAGCUUUUGCCUCUUCUAUGCAGGAGUCUGUCCCUCCCACAACAACCUUUUGGAUGGGUUUCUGCAAUUUUAAUUCAUUUUAUAGCAAAAUUUCACAGCAGUUUGGACAGAAAGUGAAGAAAUCCACAUUCUCUGUUGGAAGUUAGCCAAAAGCUGAACUAGAUGUAAAAAGGGCCAGAAAGAAUUGAAAACUGUUUUAAAAUCUCCAGCCAAAGUGAUCUGCAGUCAGCCCACCAAGGUUUUUAGAACUGAAUUGUCUCUUUAAGCUUGGCUCUGGGAAAUAAACCAACUUGUUUCUGUUGUAGUGAGUGCAAAGUGGAUGAUGAAAGUAAUUUGCAACAUUCAGAAAUGUUGCAGUCUGGUGAUUUAAGUAGCACUAUGCUGCUUUUACAGCCGCCUGUGAAUAGUUACGUGUUGUUAGAUAAUCUGUUUUUCCUAGGAUGCCAUUCAGUGCCAGCCCAUAUGUCUUUUGGUCUAGACUGCUGUGUUUCAUAGGAGGUAUACAUUUAAAUAUGUCUGGGAGAACCAGGCUGAUGUAAUACUGGAGACGGCAUCGCUGUGAUCUGCAUUUGAGAAAAUCAAUGUCACUAAUUCAGAGUGCCUGCUUUCCUUUUAUGUCUAUACACACACUACACAUUAAGUAUAUGUAUGCACUGAUUAAUUUUUUUUACUGCUUCCUUCUUGCUUUUGUGCUGUCACUGCACUAUAUGGAAACAGCAACAGUGGGACCUGUAUACGGUUACAAUCAUUCUUAACUAAACAGUGGUGUUACACUGGACUUGGGAUCCCAACCAAAGUCCUAGGGAAAGGAUAUAUUAAGACAUUUAGGGUAGGGAGCUGGACCAAGUCAUUUAUAAUUCACUUCAGCUAAAGUAGUCCUAAUCCUUUCUCAUGCUAUUCUGUUCAAACAUUAUAGGUUUGCAGCUGUUUUUCCAGGGCUAGUUUUAGUAUAUUCGUAUUUUUCUCCACCUACAUUUUCCUGUGAUUUGGAGAAAGACAGUCUGUAAGAAAAAAGGCUUUGUAUAAGAUUGAAGACUUCUCAAAUUCAAGACAAUCGGAUUCAGUUCAUUCACUUGGCACACAGGGGUCAAAUGUAAACUGUGUCAGAAUGGAAUUUAUCAAAAGCUGGAGAAGAACUGAGUCAUCAAAUCCAGGCUUUUGGUUUAUUCUAAUUGCUGCUUGAACCUCCCUAACAUCCAGAACCAAAUCUCAAAAUAAUCUGUCAGUCCUGGUACCUCCUACAGAGUUUGAAUUUUGAAUGGCUGCAGAGAGAAACUUAAAAUUACACAUCCAUGUGUAAGUAUUAUCAGCGUGCAGAGACUAUAAUGGAUCUCAAAGCACUUUGUGCGGCUCAAAAUUUCCUCCUAAUAAUUCACAGUGGUGAUCUCCACUCUAGCCUGUAAGGCCAACCAUUAAAAAAAAAAGCCAUUGAACCCCAACACCCACAGGAGAAAGAACAGCAACAACAAAUCCAACAGAAAAAAAACCACAGAGAAAAGUCCAAGCUCCAGCCGCAUGUGCGACAUCUCUGCUAAGACAAGGAAGCAGAUGCCAGCUUUGCUGCACAGGCUUUGGCAGUGAUGACUUAUUGCCUUAGAAGUCUGUGCAAAAAGAGUGGUCUCCUCCCCUUGUACUGAGGAGCAGUAGAGGGACAUGUUCAUGUUCGUAGCUGGAUUCCCAGGUUUGCACCCAGUUUCCUGAAAGAGCAACAACUGGCAGAGCUGAACUGAAAUCAGCUCUGUUCAACAAGUGGACACUAAUGUCCUUAGUAAUCAUCUUUGUUCCAGAGCUCCUUGCUGUUACUACUGACCAGGAAAGGCAGGAAUUAAAAAGGUUUCUCUUGGCACCCAUAGCAAGUUUGCCAAAGGGUGAAUCUUGCAGCAUUUCUUUUCCUAAACACAAUUUAAAAACCCAGCAGCCUCACUUGUACUUUUUCUGAAAUGCUCUGUGCACACACUUAGUCACUGCUGGUUAAAACUGUUUUUCAUAACAAUGAUGUUACCCACAGUUGACUGAGUUACUGAUAAGGCUAGCUGCAGCGCAUCAGGAAUAAGGAAAUGCUAUUCUAGAAUUUCUUUGUCAGAGACACAGAGAAUUUCGUUUUCAACACGCACACGGCUUUGAGCUUCCGGUUGGAUCAAGAGGAGAGGGCAUUCGUCCACAUCCAUCACUUCAGACAGGUCUUAAUCUUCAAGUCUUUAAUGAUAUCACACAAGAGGAACUUCUGAUUGUUACACUUUGUUUGGAGGUAGAAUAAAUGACUGUGAUCCAGCUAAGUCAUGAAUCUGGGGCUUGGAAAGACCACUAUUCUCUCCACAGGCAGCUUACAGUGUGAAAGCACACUAGAUAUGAGAUGUUAAAUCUUAAAGCACUGCACUGCUACAUGUUUAUCUUCUAGUUGUGUUUUCUGCAGCCCUGUGGAGCAAGCAUUAACAUUCCUAUUUUUGAAGUGAAGGAAAAUGAAGCAGAAAAAGAAAUAGCAGGGAACUCUUGACUUUCUGAGGGAUAGUGGGAGGAAGGAAAUGAAGCAGAAGAGCAGAGCAGAAAUUACUGUAGCAAUGUAAGAUGCGCCGUGCUCUUUUUAGCUGACCUUUCAAGAGGGAAAGAGUGAAACCUCCACUGCCUUACAAGCCAAAUUCUCAGACUGAUGUCAGUUCACCUAAUGCUGGGGAAGGGAAAACUUAGCUUAUGUUGCAUUGAAGUGGGAGGGGGACUUGCAUGAUUCAUUCCACAGCAGGGUCACUAUCUCAAGUGACCCUGUCAAGCUUAUUCUAACCAGCAAAUGAUGUAGCGAUUGAGUAAGUAAUUCUGUAAAUCUGCAUUCACAAUCUUAAGAAGCUCUUUUCAAAAUUGACAUAUGUUCUACAGAGGUUCAUCCUUUUAUGUACAUUUCUGGUCUAACAACUGCAUGUUUACUGUUCUUGUUCUUGUUCAUCUGUUCUUGUUCAUCUGUUGGGUCUUAAUCCAGAGAACAGAAGCAAGAUGGAUCAUGGGACGGGGACUUCAGUGCUCAGUGUUUUUGAUCUGCCAGGACACACCUUAGCUGAUCAUGCUCAAACCACUGGGUGAGAUUCUCAAUAGUGCUUGCUAAUUUCUACUGAAGUGAUUGAGGCACUUGCACAGUUCUGUGGGCCUUGGCUUUGGUUCCCUUUGUGCAAAGUAAUGGUUAUAAUAAUACUUUCUUUGGCUGACCGGUCUGUUUAGAGUAUGUUAGUCAAUGCAGAGAGACAAUAGGAACUCCCUUUCAGUGCAGAAGGAAUAGUAGAAUCCAAAAUCCACUGAAAUUAUUAGAAGUCUUUUCCAUCUUGGAUCAUGCCCUGUGUACUUAAGAUAAGUUUUCAGCUAACAUUUCUAACGCAAGGAACUGUGAAAGAAGGACCUGAACUGGUGCAAAGAGAACUCUUUUCUUUGAUUAACAAAUCUCUCCAAAUUACACUUUGGCAAAACUUGCUGUUAGUCCUAGUUCUGGGAAAAUGUGGGUAUCCCAAAGGCCAGCUGACAGUCUUGCAGACUGUCAUCAAAAGAACUUAUUAUUAUCAAGGCAAUGGACAAAAUUAUUCAAAUAUUGCUGAAUUUACCAUAUAAGGGAUAUUGGAUUCAAAACUGGACUGGUCUGUGACUGUCAGUGUGAUUUAAUAGACUCCAUGCAGCAGGUUCCAAAUCUGCAAUAAUUCAUUCUCCUGCCCCUGAUUAAGGUCUUGGAUCCAUACAACUCUCACAUUCAAUUACAUUCUUCUCAGUUAAAAACACGUCUUUAAUCAAGCACUGGACAGCCACAAUUAGAAGAAUCAGAUGUUCUAAUGAAAGAAAGGAGUUGUAGGUGAUGCCAGCAGAGCUCACACAAAGCACGCUGAAAAGGCAGGCAAGCUGAUGGCUAGAAAAGUUUCUGUCUCUUCUCUUUACCACCCCUCCCCUCUCCUGCUGACAUUUUCUAACUCAGUAGAAGCUGCCAAAUCGCAGAUGGUUGUGGGGCCUGAGUGAAUCAGAAUAAAACAAGGAAGCUAGUAUUUGUAGGAGAGAUUGGAACAACAACAAAUAAGACUGACCUAAUUAUUCAAGCAUGGUCAGACAUAAUGCCAAACUGCAUCUUCUGAUAUUUGCCGUGUGAUUUAUAUACCAGUAUGUACUGCAGAAUACAGUCAAAAAAUGCUGAAUUCCCUUUUCUCUCUUCUGUUGUGAAUCUAGUAGCUUUUAGUGUUCUGAAUCCACUGAGUCCAGAAUUUUGCUAUAUCAAAUGCCUCAAACUUAAUUUACGGGGGACAGCAAUACCAAAUCAGAUAAUGUUUGCUCAUGAAAUCAUAAAUAUAGAUAUUUUAUUACCAAGAUUUUAAAUUGCUAGGCAACCAAUAUUCCAUUUUGAUGAAGAUGUGAUACUGCAUGCUGGGACUUACAGUUUCAGUACUGUAUCAAUGUAUGGAAGUAAAGGACCAACACACUGUUGACAACAGUUGGUUCCUAGGUUCAUUUUGCCAUCACUUUUGCUACCCUUUCUGACGCUUUGUUAUUGAAGGACCGUGCUGGAGAAAAAGUAUGGAUAUAGGUUCGGUCCCUGAGUUUAGAGAACACAGGAAGAGGAGGGGAAUGCUGAGUCACAGACAAGACUCAGCCAAGCACUGAUUCUGCCCUCCUGACUCUCUGGCGUUAGAAUAAUCUCCUCCAGCAUCAGGACUGCUGCUGCAGCACAAGCCCAGCUAGACCUUGAUAGCAGUCAGCAGUAUCAUGUACUUUGGGGGAAGGAGAGAGGAAAAAACCCAACCACCAAACAACAAAAAAACCCAGAAGUAGGAACAUGAGUUAAUUUGUUCUGAAUAUAAUGUUUCUCCUAUUCUUGGUCACAGGACUAUGUACCUGUGCACAUUGAUGGAUUGCCCUUUUUAUAUUUUCUGGAUGGAGUGCAAUGCCAUUGUUCCCACUUUGUAGCUGGAGAGCAGUGGCACAGAGAGACCCAUGUUUUAAAGCCAUUGAACUCUGUAAUUCCAGAGACUUCUUAUGGGAGUCAGGUUUCCAAACCGAGUUUCAGCAUCUGGCCAACUAUUGUCUUUCCUCCCUCUGUGACCAAACCGAGAUUACAGGGUAGAGAAGGAAAUUGAACCCACACCUCUCACACCCACCGUUAUAGCUAUAUCCCCACCAGCUAAGAUUAGGAUUUGGGCCCAGCUUUCUUGUACUCUUCCAACUCUGGAAACUGCUGUAAGCUGUAAGCAUACAUAACUUGCAUUUCUGCCAUAAGAGGUGCCUGCUUUAAUGGCAACAUAGGUUAGCUGUGCAUAUGGUGAAAAUGUACAUUUUUUAAUGGCUUUUUUUUUUCAUUCCUCCACCUGCACUUACUGAGAGAGAAAAUGAAUGCAACUUUCUGAUUCGUUUUCUCUGCCUGGGUCAUUUUAUGUGCUUUUAGUCUUCUUUCUUUUUAUUCAAACUUUUCUAUUCAGUCUAAGAAAAUGGUCCCAAACUUUUCGAGCACCCUUAAAGGGGAAUUUUGCUUUGCCUCUAACUAUCCUUUGGAAUUACCUCCAAUACCGUUCUGUCCUCUCAAAAUAGGCAAGCAUAAAGAAUGCGUAAGAAACUCUCCCUGGAUUAGGAAAUGACACAGAGCAUAUUUCAUACUCAAUCCCCUUUUUGUUUUCUGACAUACAUCAGCUCUUUCCGCCACUGCUGCAAAAUGGGCAGAGGUUUUGUUUGUGGUUCUUUAUGCCGACACCAAGUUAAUUCCUAGCAUGGAUUACAGAUGCUCUGGGGCACAUCCACACAAAGAAAUGGAGCUGGGGCAUGCGCUGACCUGAGAGAUGCUAAGCCACCGAGUGUCACUUUGUGGUUGUCUCUGAGUCACUUCAACACAGCUUAGUCAUGGAAUUAGCACAUGGGUCCCAGUUAAUGAGCCCUGCAGGUUCUCGUGGUGCCUCUUAAAGAUGAUUUUCAAGAAGCUCCAGAUGCUUACUUGCAAGCAGUGAAAUUACCAUGUCUAUUUGUUACUCAUGUGGCUAGAAAACACACAGGCAAAAGAAUAAUCUUUCUUUUUAGAAACUUGUCAUUUUGUUUUGUAUAGCAGUGAGCAGCAAAUGCUAAUGAGAGACCAAAAACCGUCACACAGACUAAAUGACAUGUCUCUGCAGCCAAAUUUAACUUGCACUGAAGUCCAUGGGAGUUUUGCCAAUGACUAGUACAAAUACUAGAAGUUCCUCAGGGUCAGACAAAUAGUAAAAUGAUCUAGGGAAAAAUCUAGCUGAAGUAUGCACUUGAAACAUCUGCUCAUAAGGAGUUCACUGGUUGGGUUUGUGCAGCUGCUCAGGAGCAGCCCCUGAACCAACCAUGCAGCUGAGUUCACCCUGCCAACACCAGUUGCCAGUGGGAGCUCCCCAGGACGCGUCUCCAGGGGGAGCCAGACGAUGCUCCCCAGUGCGAGCCCUGCACUACGGCAGCUUCUCUGGCAUACCUCCCUGCUGUGCACCCCAUGGUCCCAUUGCCUCUAGUAGUGGCAGGCCACAGAUAGACAGGAGUCGAUCCUCGAUUCUGCCCUGGAGUAAUCUCUUUAGCUCUUCCUAGAAGAGCCACCUGAUAUGUGACAAGUGAUGGUUGAAAGAAGUCUAAGUUCAAGACAAAAGCAGAGAUGCAUUUCAGCCUGCACAGGUACAAAGUAGGUUAAAUCCCACUCUGAAACAUGCUGUCAUGAAAUUUCUGUGGUACAGUUUUCUUAAAAUUGCUAGUUUUCCUGUUUGGUAAAGUAUAAUCCUCUCUCCCUUUCAAGACAAUGAUAAUUAAAGCAUAAAAAGAAUCCUGUUGCUUAGACCUUGAUCCUGUUCAGUGCUUCUGAGCCAUGGCUUUGCUAAAGAAGUGUUUAAGUAAGUGGAUAAUUUUGCUUCAGUAAGCGAACCAUUCUCUUAGAUUACCAGAGAGUAGUUAGUGUUCUGCCAAGCAAGGUUUCAGAAAAAGAUACCCUUUAAAAUAGGGUAGACGAAAUACAGUAGGAGGGUAAUCAUAUAAUGUUUAAAAACAUCACAGUAUAAGAGACAUGCAUUUUAAUGCAAGAAACAUAAAUCUAUUUGAGUAUCUUUUGGAGGCAGCAGGGGAGAUUUGGACUGCAUGGUGCCAGACACAUACAAACGCACGCUGAUCAGAACUUGUGGGCUUGAACAGUAUACAGCAUUAAAUAAAUGAGACUGAGAGACAAAAACAAAACAACAAACCUGUUUAUCCUCGUGCUGAAAGUUCAUACUGUAGGCAGAAUCAGAUAGAAACUAUCACUGGAAAUGAUGUAACUAAAAUCAGUUUAACUACUGCACCUCCAAAUACUCUAGCGUAAUUUUUCACACCAAGAGGCAUCCUACACCCUCCAUUUCUUAUAACCACGCAGACAAAUAUUAAAAGGCAUUCUACUGCAAAACGAGGUAAAUCUUCCGCAUAAACUCACAAGCUCUCCAAGUUCAAGAGAUCGGCAAUGACUCAUUUUUGAAUGACUAGGUCAUAGCAGAGCUACUAACUAUUUUCUGGUAUUGAAAGUAUCAGGUGUGACCACCUCUUCAUGUUGUGUGUUUACGUAUUUACCCUGGUGAUGCCAUUUACACAGCUGUGGUCAUUCUGUCCCUGAGGGCCUCAGUACUGCCUGUGAAACUGGAUAGCGCUGCCAGCAACGGACAAGGUGGAGGAUGUCACCAAUUGACCAUGAUAAUUUAGGAUACCUGAUGUUUAUGUGGCGUGUUAGAUCCCUAGAGCACUGGGCAAGCAGUGAUUUGGUAAUGUAAUUCACAAUUUAUAUCAGAAUAACUAUUGGACAUCCCUAGUAAAAGUGUAACUUAGUACCUGUGCUUGCCUUGGGUACUUGAAUAUUACCAAGACUUUACAAAGAGGGAAAAACCCAACUUUUGGCAAAAUAUACAUCCCAGUAAGGCACAGUUUCUCUGGAAAUCAGGCUCCAGACACUAGCAACUCCGCAGGACGUAGUCACAGUCCAUGAUUUCAACAGCCAAGAGGUAGAGACUAAGAGCAAGCCAACCUAAUCUUUCUCAAAGGCAAAGCUAUUUUGGGAUCCAGCUUGCCAAUAAUGUACUAAUGGAUAUUUUGAGGUCCUGGCUUCUGAUGCCUGUAACUCACUGGCAGCAGUGAAUUUCCUCUCACCAAGGGGUCAUUGUGUGCAAGAGACAAAUGAAUCUGGUUUAUGUCUGAGGCUGCCUUGUAUUUUGGUCUUGACUGCUACCUGUUUCUCUUGUAGCCUCCCAGUCUCUCUCCCCAUGUUUCUCUCCUUGCCUUGCAGUUGAAAAAAGCAAGAAAGCACAAGCAGUGUCAUAAAUUUGCCACUUUAGGUAGACAAAAGGAACUUUAUUGUAUUAGUUGUUGUAAGCAACCUCCAUAUAGAAGUUAUAUAGAUAUAGAAUGCUCUCCUGGAACACCAAAUGAGUGCUGCCUCCCUGCUUUCCACCUCCCAGCAAGUCAUCCUCACCAGCUGUCGGAAAGCGUUAAGUGCUCUGGAGAAACCAGGGAUGUAAAUACUGCUCUGGAAAAUAGAUAUAUGAAAUUAUAAUAAUUACCAUUGUACUUAACCAUAUUGCAGUAUAUAAUCGAAGGCAUUUUUUUUAAAGCAUUAGCCAAGCUUUUAAAUCUGUUAGGAACAAAAGAUAAAACAUGCACUCUUCUCAGUGUUUCUCAACAUUUCUGAAGAGGGAAAAUGGCUGAAAGUUGAAACUAUGUGCUUCUCCCAGGUCCAGUUCUCAUAGUGUUAGUACACAGUAUUUGGAUUUAAUUUGCUUGUGUUAUGAGUAUAUGAGAUCUGCAGGUUGAUUAUGUUCUGUGAAGGUUUUCCUCGAGCUCUUAUGGGCAUAUUGGGUCUCUGCCACAUGACUAAAUUGCUGGUUAAUUCCUAUGUGUCACCUGAGGCCUGGUUAUCACUAGGAAUCCUUGUGUACCAGCUGCUAGUCUGCCAUAGAUAUAAGGUAACGCAACAUAGCUCAGACUGUUGUGAAAAUAAAAGAUGGUGUCCAAGAACUGUGGUCAGGCCUAACAACGCAGGCGUUAGGAAACUUGGGGGUUUCUCCAUUCUUUGCCAUUCAUCUGCUGUGCAGCUCUGGGCAAAUCACUUUGACCUGUCAUCUUCUUCUCUUCCCUUUUGCUUUUCUUUUCUCUUGUUUACUUAGGUUAAAAGGACUUGAAGGAUCAUAUGCACCUGGGAUCUCUAGACUUCACCACACUAAGAGUUCUUAUGUUUGUUGGGGUUUGCAUCCAGCUAGGAUAUGAACUUUUUGGUUCAUAAGACCUUAGUGAGCACUCUUGUGACGACAGCCGUAGUGUGAAUUCAGUAAGGGGAUCACAUACUAACUGCAGCAAGACCGGUGAAUGGUGCAGUGCCUGAGUGCAGAAAACAAAAGCCACUAGUCUUAAAUAUUCCUAAUUGAACCUGACUGCUAACUAAACCACUGCUGUGACUCACAGCAGUUCUGCAAUGUAAAUACUUUUCUCAGAGACAAUAAAAUUUAAUUGGAGUCAGCUUGUUGUUAUUGAUUGCAACAUAAUGCGUUAGAGAGCAUCCUUUUCCAUACACUCUAUUUAUAGUAUCUGCAUCAUGGAACAGUCAUUACAGCUUUUCCAUCCUCAUUGUACAAUCGUGAACAAAGCAUUAAAUACACAUUCCUGUUAGCACGUUAACUCAGGCCUGUCAAAAAAGACAGGGAUGAAAGUCGGUUGAUGAAUUAAGCGUUUAGCAUUUCUGUAAGAAACUAUCCAAAUAGAGUGAAAUCCGGGGGAAAAGGGGUGUGAUUUAGCAAGGGAUGUUAGCUUUCUCUUUAUGUGGCGUGCUAUAUGUUGAAGACAUGGCAUGCAUGUUUACAUUGCCAAAAACAUUUACGGUGCAGAUGGCACUACAUGAGUCUUCUCUCCCUGCAAAAGUGGCUCUGUGCCCAGCUCUGCAGCUUUUCCUCCACUCCCUCCAUAAACCUGGAGUCCCAAGAGAGCCUUUGUUAAAGAAGCUUGCAGUGGAAAGCAAGGCUUGUGUUCUGCCAGGCCCAAUUCACUUUAAACAGUAGUCAACCGAAUGUGGUAUGUAUUAACAGGCAUAUAAGCAGGAAAGUGCCUUUAGGCUAAUGCAGUGCAACUGCAUGCACAACUAGAGAGAAAUGAAUGUGCUGACAAAAUACUGUUCCUACCUCUUGCUUUGAAAGCCAUGGAAGGUUCGACUUUGAGAUUGCUGUCUCUAGAGCUGUUGCUGCAGGGUGGUAAUAAUGCAAUAUCACAGGAAGCCACUGAUUUAGAGUCUGCUUUCUGCAGAGGCAAGUUGCCUUCUCAAGAAUGAGUUGUACACAGGCCAAGACUGAUGCUAUGGCAGCAUGAAGCAUUCCCAGGGGAAAUAGCAACUGCAAUGCUUCUGAAGAAUCUCAUUUGGUCUAAUGUUUCAAGUAACCUCACAGACCCUCAAAGGUGAGGAUACAGAUGCUUACUCUCAUAGAGAGCCCUCCUUCAUGAUAGGAAGGAGGUAGUUAAAAAUCAGGCUCCCAAUUGAGCAAAGACACAAUUGUCUGCUUGAAGUUAAACACAUGCUCAAGUAGUUCACUGAACUGGAGCCAAAGGAUGCAAAGGUGAUAGCAAAGGGAACAUUCAACUGAAAAAGAAGAAAAGCAGCAUGUUACCAGAAAUGCUCAUGACAAUUCUUUCAAGUUCCUGUACUCUAAUAGAGUCUUUAUUUUGUCCCUGCUUGUACCCCAGCACAGCUAUGCAGAGCUAAGCUGGAGUGAUUUACCCUGGAGGGGUCACUGUUCAAGUGGAAAUUACUUUAGGAGUGUAAUUUAUUCUGAUUGUUAGCAGUAAUUGUGAACUUUUCUGUCAGAUAAAGUGAGUAGUAUUUAAAAGUGAGUAGCAAACAGCAGUGGAAGAAUAUCUACAAUAAAGUCUGUUGUUUAUUAGCCAUGA
Strigops habroptila (Kakapo) is the source of this 24383-nucleotide messenger RNA. RefSeq names its product SOGA family member 3 (gene MTCL3). Gene Ontology annotation, biological process: regulation of autophagy. NCBI's taxonomy places the organism in Eukaryota, Metazoa, Chordata, Aves, Psittaciformes, Psittacidae. The record is from RefSeq and is a predicted model, not a curated record. The transcript has 13 exons. Bases 409 to 3075 code for a protein of 888 amino acids.